AUGCCGGGGAUCUACAAGAGUAGACAAGGACCUCGUGCGCUGGGAACGGCCUUCUGGUACGCCUACGGCAGCGCUGGUACUCACGGGACCUGCGACGCGAACAUACGCGCCUAUAGCAAGUUCGGUAUAAUCCCUCGAAUGCUGGUCGACGCCAGCCCGCAAUAUCGUAGCUUGGAGACCACCCUCUUCGGCGUCAAGUACCCCACCCCAGUCCUCGUAGCGCCCAUCGGCGUGCAGACUAUCUUCCACCCCGACGGGGAGGAGGCGUCCUCGGGGGCGGCGGGGCGUCUCGGUAUCCCGUACAUCAUGAGCACGGCGUCCUCGCGCAGUAUCGAGACCGUCGCGCGUUCGAAUGGGGAAGGUAACCCUCGUUGGUUCCAGCUGUAUUGGCCGCGCACCAACGAGAUCACGCUGUCUCUGCUCUCCCGAGCCAAGAAGGCCGGAUUCACCGCCCUGGUCGUCACAUUGGACACCAUGACCGUCGGCUGGCGCCCGCACGACCUCGCCAAGGCCUACUCGCCCUUCGCGCACAGCGUCGGCUGCCAGGUCGGGCGCAGUGACCCGGUGUUCAUGGCCAAGUUUGGGCGCGAACCUAUUGUAGAUGAACGCCCUCAGUUCCCUUAUAGGCCGGAUGAGAUGGAUGCGGCGUUUGCGGCGGGCGAUGAGAAGGUAAAGGACGACAUCUUCCUCGGCAGCGAGUGGCUGGGGGAGAUCACGUCGGGCACGUUCAAGGGCUGGGAAGACCUUGCCUUUCUCCGGCAGAACUGGGACGGCCCGCUCAUCCUGAAAGGCAUCCAAAGUGUGCACGACGCGGAAACCGCUCUGCUACACGGCGCGGACGGCAUCAUUGUCUCCAAUCACGGCGGCCGGCAGGUCGACGGCGCGAUCCCAUCGCUCUUCGCGCUCGAGCGCAUAAUGCGCUCGGACAAGAUCAGGGAGGCGCAGAGAUCAGGGAAGCUCACCAUCUUAUGCGACUCCGGCAUCCGCUCUGGCCCGGAUAUAGUCAAGGCGCUGGCGCUAGGGGCGCAGGCCGUACUUCUCGGACGGCCUUGGCUCUAUGGGAUGAUCGCAGGGGGACAGGCCGGCGCCGAGCAGGUCCUGCAGCACACCAUCGCGGAUCUGGACACCACGAUGGCGCUAUCCGGACUCCGUACUGUCGCGGACAUACAAGGGAAGGGGGAAGACGUGGUGGUCAGGAUAGAUGUAUAG
Schizophyllum commune H4-8 is the source of this 1209-nucleotide messenger RNA. Its product is annotated as FMN-dependent alpha-hydroxy acid dehydrogenase. NCBI's taxonomy places the organism in Eukaryota, Fungi, Basidiomycota, Agaricomycetes, Agaricales, Schizophyllaceae. Gene Ontology annotation, molecular function: oxidoreductase activity; FMN binding. The record is from RefSeq and is a predicted model, not a curated record. The transcript is spliced from 9 exons. Bases 1 to 1209 code for a protein of 402 amino acids.